Messenger RNA from Paramecium pentaurelia, 549 nucleotides. Lineage: Eukaryota; Ciliophora; Oligohymenophorea; Peniculida; Parameciidae. The record is from the annotation of a GenBank genome assembly.
AUGUAAUUUAUUUCUUAAGAUGAUCUAACAUUUAAUGUAAAUAUUUUUCCGAAUUAGAUUAAUAAUAAAGCACUAAAAUAUUGUACUAAAGUUAGUAACACUAAUUUAGAAGUAAUUAAAUUUGCUGGCAUAAACAGUAACAUUUUAAGAAAAGUAAUAUAAUAUUGUGAAAUACAUUAAGAUGAUGUUUCUAUCCCAUAAAUAUCAAGACCUUUCAAAUCUAAUCUAAUGUAUUUGAUAUUAUUAAAUAUAGCUAUGAUAUUGUGAAUUUUAAAGAUGCUAAUUUUAUUACUUCAAUUGACUUUCAAGAAAUAUCUCAAAUUAUUCAAGCAGCAGAACUUCUUGGCAUAGAUACAUUAGUUGAUCUAUCCUGUGUAUAUAUUGCUUUAAAAAUAAGAGGUAGAUUAUAUUUAUUUAUAAUAGGAAAAAGUUCAGAAAAAAUAAAAUUACUCUUCAAAGCUAACAAACCUCAAACAGACGAAGAAGAUUAAAGAUAAAGAGAUAUUGAUGACUCUGCUAAAGGAUAAAGAAUUUAGAUUUUUGAUUGAU